ACUAAAAGUGCAGCUACACCUUUAUCAAACCUGUUUAUGGGAUUCCCUACUAUAAUUCUCUCUUAAGUUAGGCCUAUAUUUUGCCAGACAUAACUUAGGCCUAGCUUGGGCCUAAUUAACAUAAAGAAUGCUUGAACGUAAUCGUUCACGCCAGGCAAAGAUUGAUGUGAAGGGCGUAGCUUCAGAGCCACUGAAACAAGUCAAUCAAAACACCGUUACCACUGUUGCAUCAACAAGUGUCAAUAUUAAAAAGCACUAUUCUGGUAGUAACAAAGUUACAAUUGAAACCACAGUGACCAUGUCAAAACACCCGACAAGACAAGUGUCGAGUCCCAGAAAAGAGGAAGUAGUUGAAAAUGUUGACGACACUCGUAAUACUUCAGAGGGAGAAGAAUCAUCCUCAGAAGACAAAGAGAAUGCAAGUUCCCCUAACGCAAACUGUCUUUUGCGCCAAGAUACCAAAUCUCGGCUGAAACGUCUUGGAGUACUUUAUUCAGAUGACCCAUCAAGACUAUCGUCACCAAUCCACAAAACUGAGGAACAUUUUUACAUCGAGGAAGUUAAGGAAUCAGAAUCCAAACCGAUGGUAAGGAAUGAUAUAAGGAGUUCUGGUCGGAGUGCUAGGUUGGCAGCCCUGGCUGAUACUAUCAACCACUGGGAGGACGACCCCAGACACAUACCACUGAAGAAGGAAGCACAAGGGUUUUCCUCAUCUCAGACCAAUCAUAAGAUGGUUUACGACUAUGAGAGAUCAGGCCAAUCUCACAACAGACCAUCUCCAACUAGAAGUGUGUCUCCUCAGAUGAGCUCCUCAGAUGACAAUGAGAGACCAGACCCAUCUCACAGCAGACCUUCUCCAAUUAGGAAUGUGUCCCCACAUAUGGUCUAUGACUAUGAGAGACCAGGCCCACCUCACAGCAGACCUUCUCCGACUAGGAAUGUGUCCCCACAGAUAGUUUAUGACUAUGAGAGACCAGGCCCGUCUCACAACAGACCAUCUCCGACUAGGAGUGUGUCUCCACAGAAGUCUCCAGUGAAGACUUCGCCCAUCAAGACAAGGUUUGGAAGCCCCAUCAAAAUGGGCACAACAGUAGUCAAGGCUCAAGAAGCGAUACCCCCAUCUAUUGAUGUUGACACACCGCUACCGACAAUGGGAAUCAAACAGCAGUUACACAGUCCUCGUAAGAUGGCCUCUACACCACCGAGUGGCUCAGUGCUAGACAGAGCUCAACGCUACGAGGAGGCUACGAGUCCUAGCAAGCGAGCGCGAGACCCCACAGAACUCUCACUGGCCGAGCGCAGAGCUCUUUUUGAGCGCAAUGCAGGUACAGCUGUACUACCCAAGGCUCCGUUUGGCCAGGCCGUCCCUGCAAAAAAGCUGCAGAGUAAACCAGAACAGAGGUCUACGUCAAAGCAACAAGGUUCUCUUCACAACAGGGUUGCUGCUUUUCAGAGGACUGCUGAGAACCACGAGAAAGACCAUGUGAAGGAAGCUCUCUCCGAGAGGCAGAAGGAGUUGGAGAUGUUGAAGAAUCGAUGUGACAGAAACAAAGGACUGUUAACUCAGAAACCUGACGACUACAAGCCAUCAGCUCCACCCCCAACACCCCCACCUCUGCCAUCCCCACCGCAGAACUUUAACUACGGAAGCAGGAGAAAUAGUAGUUUCUAUGAACAAGAAGAAGAGGAAUACCCUGAAAUGUCAGAACCUCAAGACUCUCCUAAAUUUCUUAAACCAAAAGAAGCUUAUCCAGUGCUGAAAGAUGUCAAGAAGAUCAAGUUGUCUCCACCCAAGCCAGGCCACCUGUAUCCUAACUUGUCUGAUAUGGAGGUAGAGAGCAGUGAGGCUGCAGAGUUGGACAGUAGUGCCAACACGAGUAACAACAACAGGUCAACAUCAUCUGACAUGUCCGAUGAGUCUGAUUUGCACAGCCUAGGACAAGACAUAGUUAAACUGUCUAGAUCUAACUUGAAGAGGAACUGGUCUGCCAGUGAGGGAUCCAGAUCUGAAGCAGAAGGUCAAGAGAUUGAUGAUUUCCUUGAUGAAGCUUUGAACACCUCAGACCAAUCAACACCACCUAAACGCAUCUCUUACAGCAACAACGCUGGGAGUGUACACUCAAGAAGUUUUGAAUAUUCACAAAACAACCAACAACAAGAAGAAUCAUACAAACAGCCUCUACUGCACACAGUCAGCUUUUACAGAAAACAACAAAACAUGACUCUGAAACCUCCAUCACCGACAAGACAGGUACGAAUAGAUCCAUCCGAGUACUCCACAGACGACAGUAUUGAGCGGAUGGAGGAGGAGUUGGACAGGGAGCUCAAGCUGGUUGAGCAAAAGAUUGCUGUAUUGCAACAAGAGGUAAUCAAGCAGCAGUCGUACAUUUCCCAAGCCAGCCAAGCUCUCAAUCUGUGUUACUCUACAAUUGAAUUCUCAGGGUCAACAGAACAGCUGGAGGCUGAAAAGCUCCUUCUGCUUGCAACUCAAAGAAGACAAGCAGCUCUACAUGAGAUACAGAGACUGAGGGUAGAACAGACACUGAGACCACAGAGUACAGACAACAACAGUCUAACUGAGAGAGGCAGUCUAACUCUCUCACAGGUUACUCUACCUCUUAAAAUGGACGUUAUACACCGUGCUGCUAAAGAUGACCAGUGUUACUACCUACUAUGCCUGGUGCACCACAACGAGGAAGUGUACAGUACGGAUGUGAUGUGUGCUCCUCGUCACCUACACCACCACAACCAACUUACCUUCCCCAACACAUUCUCUCUAGACAACGUCUACUCUGACUUCAAGGUCAUCAUAGAGGUGUACGGGAUGACUGCUAGGAGCAAGGAGCACAUCCCUCAUGACGUCAAGUACCAUAUCAACACCAGCAAGAAGGACGCCAGCAAGCUGAAGUUAACCCCUCGCAAGAUGAAGGGAGAGUCUCGCCUGGUAGCUCCUCCUGUACAGUCACCAGGGGGUCCGUCAGCAGUCAGGACAUCUGCCUUCUCAUUGGCCGGCUACGUCAUCUUCUCACUGCGCGAGAUCAACCGCAAACAGUUUACACUCAACAAGAACAACUACACCAGUGUGGUGGAAGGCUCGAUGCAGGUGAAGAUUGACACAGAGAUGAGAGUGGACGUGGAGCACCGAGGGUUCCUGACUAUGUUUGAGGACGUGUCUGGCUUCGGGGCUUGGCACAGACGCUGGUGUCUGCUCAAAGGGGACAAACUCUCAUAUUGGAAAUACCCGGAUGAUGAACGCAAGAAGAUUCCGCUAGACACCAUAGAGUUAACAAUGUGUGUGACACGAGAGGUUGACGUCGUGCCGAGAGAUGUAUGUGCUCGUCCCAACACGUUCCUGCUGGAGACCUCACGUCCUGCGCGAGACACCGACAGCGACUCUCUGGUCAUGAUCAGACACCAGAACACAACCACUAUCAGACACUUGCUGUCAGCUGACACAAAGGAAGAUCGUAUUCAAUGGUGCCAACACGUCAACAAAUCCCUCGCCUUACUGAGGGCUUGGGGAGUCUCAGCACGCAAUUGAAACCGACACAUAUUACUACCUCAUUGUGAUCUAUAUCAAAUAUAUACAUAAUGAAUAAGAUUUAUUUACAGAAUUAAGUAUUUACUCAAUAGAUUGAAUUCAGUAGAUCUGAUAAAAAUAUGAUAUAGGUAUGUAUAAUGUCCUAUGCCCAUGUACUUUAUAUAAUGAAUAAGUUUUAUUUACAAAAUAAAGAAUUUCCGUGAUAUAUUGAAUUUAAUGGAUCUGAUAAAAUAUAAGUAUAAUGUUAGUUCAAUAUUUUAACCAAAUGUUAUUGUGUAUGAUGAAAGUCAAAUACGAGCAAAUGUUUGAUGUUAGAAACGGUCUAUGAAGGUUCACCCCUAAAGGGGGGAUGGUUUCUUCCCCUGAAAUACCAUGGUGUACCCCAUGAAUAAUAUAAUGGGAUGUGAUUAUAUAUAGGGUGGCCCAAAAAAAGCACUCAUCAUUUCACAGUAAUUAAUUAUUAUUUAAUAGCUCUACAAACUUACUCUGUCUUAAAACUACAUGCUCUACAUGUUUUCCACCAGUGUUUGUUUAAUGUUUAUUACAUAUUACAUUCGUCUUAGCAUGUUUUCAACCAUUCCUGAACAUUGUUGUGGAGUGAUAUCCAUUAAAACAGAAGUUAAGUUAAAAAACAGCAGUUUGGAUGAGUACCUUUUUUUGAUCACCCUGUCUUAUGUGUUGGUUUUAAACAAUGUAACAUAAAAAUACGUUUUAGGCUUUACAUUUUACCGGUUAGUAGGAGGGCACUCCCCCCCCCCCCCUGUAAUCCUGAACCCACCAUUCAAGGUUCAAUUUUAAUUAUAAACUGUUAAACAGAUCUGUAUAUAAAGUGAAUUUGUUGUAAGCAGAUUAUAAAGGUACAUAUUUCUGAUCACAAAUAACACUACAAAUAUAAAUUUUAAUUUUAAGUCCAAUUUUAAUGAUGUACAGGUCUUUCAAGUAUUUAACUUAGCAUGUAUGUAACAGAUCUGACAAAGUUUCCUACUCUUAUGCUCUCUGUCAUUAAACAUAAUAUUUUGCAUGUUAGUACCUAAGGCUUCUUGUAUUCUAUUUCUCCUCAUAUGUAUUAACCAAACGUUUCUUUUUUUAAAUAACGCCUUUUUUAUAUUUUUGUAACUUAGAGUGUAUGAACAAGCCAUAAUAUUGAAACUGAAACAUAAUACUAAUAUUGUAACUUUAAAUGUUAGAACUGUAUAUUAGAAGUAUUACAUAUUGUAUUUAUUUACUGGCACAUAUUAAAACUGUGGCAAUUAAAUAACACUGCUGUGUUAGGAAACUAAUAAUAAACAAAUGAUGGUCUAUAUUUAACAAAUAACGUAGCAGAUGAGCCUAAUGAACAAGUUAAAUGUUAACAACGAACGAAUUUUGUGUAUGUGAUUUUAUGUGUAGUCUGUUCUAUGGAAUGAUAUUUCUCUUCUAUUACAUUAAACUUCUGUCAACAAUGUAAACAUGUGAUUGUUUUAUACAAACUUAUAUUAAAAACGUAAA
Macrosteles quadrilineatus (aster leafhopper) is the source of this 5029-nucleotide messenger RNA. Its product is annotated as anillin-like. The record is from RefSeq and is a predicted model, not a curated record. The transcript is spliced from 21 exons. Gene Ontology annotation, biological process: mitotic cytokinesis; septin ring organization; actomyosin contractile ring assembly. Gene Ontology annotation, cellular component: actomyosin contractile ring. Bases 128 to 3541 code for a protein of 1137 amino acids. NCBI's taxonomy places the organism in Eukaryota, Metazoa, Arthropoda, Insecta, Hemiptera, Cicadellidae.